Messenger RNA from Phytophthora nicotianae INRA-310, 1223 nucleotides. RefSeq lists its product as hypothetical. The coding region runs from base 41 to 802 and encodes 253 amino acids. The record is from RefSeq and is a predicted model, not a curated record. Lineage: Eukaryota; Oomycota; Peronosporomycetes; Peronosporales; Peronosporaceae. Gene Ontology annotation, biological process: protein transport to vacuole involved in ubiquitin-dependent protein catabolic process via the multivesicular body sorting pathway. Gene Ontology annotation, molecular function: phosphatidylinositol binding; ubiquitin binding. The transcript is spliced from 2 exons.
GCCGCACACAUUUUUAAUUUUGGCUCAUAAUUGAAGAAGCAUGGCCGAGUAUGCGCAGGACGUUGCGGAGGCGGAGGAUCUGGUGUCGCGCGCGACGGCCGAGUACCUGGCUGGGCCUGAGUGGGCGCUGAACAUUGCACUAUGCGACUGCGCCAACGCACACCACGCUGUGUGCGACGACAUCGUGCGUUUCUUGCAGCGCCGACUACAGAGUGACAACCCCAAGGUUGCGCUAUUGACGUUGGUGCUGACAGAGACGUUAGUAAAGAACGGACCGCCCGCUAUUCACAGUCAAAUUGGCUCCAGACUCUUCUUGAAUCAGGUAGCAGCGCUCUCGGACGGUAGUUUGGGCGUGGACGUGCAGAACCAAGCACUUUUGCUGAUCCGCCAAUGGGCGGACGCCUUCAAAGGCAGCGAGUUGCACGCCUUCCAGGACGUUUAUAGACAACUCAAGAUGCGGGGCGUUGCCUUCCCUGAGAUCGAGAAUGAUGUCCCUAUCUUCACUCCGCCUUCUUCGGCCUCUAAGGAGGAGAACUAUUCAGGUUCUGCUCCGAUGCGACGCACAAGAGAGCAGCAGUUGGAGAAACUGCACGCAGAUCUGAAGGUGGUACAGGAGAAGAUUAAGUUGCUAAGAGAUCUUCAUAACCGUGGCCAAACUGGCGAGCAGCUGGAAGAUGUUCUGGACUUCUUACGGCAAUGCCAGCCCAGGAUGAACACACUCAUUGAAGGAGGCAUUAUGGGCAAGAUCGACGAGCGCACCUUGGAAGAAUGUCUUAACGUAUGUCAAAGAUACUGGCGAUGAGGUGGUUUUGCUGAGAUCUUUUAUUGUCGUGUGGAAAACAGGUGAAUGAUAUUUUAAUGAAGACGCUGGAGGAAUGCAGUAAGACCAAGAUGCAAGACAUGAUGACGUUUGAUUCGCCACCAGGUGCGAAUCGCACGGCGGGAUUGCAGCAAGAUAUGGGCGAGCUGAACUUGAACGGAGGAGGUAAGGCAUCCGGUUCUGCGGCACCAGCUUCACGACCAGUGACUUCUGCUCGCUCGACUCUAACGACGUUAAAUGAUGACUUUGACAGUUUUCUUAGCAAAACAUCACCGCAGUAGUGACAGCUAUGGUUCAUUAAAACAAGAGAAUCAAGGCUUCAAGCUGCACGAAUAAAGCGGACUUUAUUGGUUUAAUGCAUGUUGUAUGCUGUUCAAUUGAUGGACAUGUCUUUGGUUGUAGC